Molecule: messenger RNA, 7187 nt
Organism: Sipha flava (yellow sugarcane aphid)
Lineage: Eukaryota; Metazoa; Arthropoda; Insecta; Hemiptera; Aphididae
Exons: 9
Coding region: 623-5308 (1561 amino acids)
Biological process (GO): cell-cell junction organization
Cellular component (GO): apical junction complex; plasma membrane
Source: RefSeq, a predicted model, not a curated record
UGGUCUUGGGUACCCGCCGGUGGUCACGUCGGCGCUCGCGCGGUGCCAGCAGCAGUACAGUGCCGUGAUCCGCGGCAAACGCAACCGCUAUCGUGUCGUCGGCGAACCGGAUGCCGGAACGGACUAUUAACGCAGACCGCAGUCGUUGUUCGGUACGCCGCCGAACCAGUUCUCACGGUGUCUCGCGCCCCGGCUCGCCGUUGCGGUGAUCUCGAAAAAACCUAUUAUCGGUUUUCAUUUUCAUUCCAUACGUUCGUCCGUCCCCCGUUCGCGGUGCAUUUUCUAACGCGCGCGUAGGCGUCCGACAGCUCCGGUACGCAAUGAUCGUUCAUACCACGGUUCUACGUUAGACGCGUUAUCCGAGUCCGCCGACAUUACCCCGGACGUGCGGUUCCGCGAUGCUUUUGCACGGUGUACCUACGUAGCGGCCGACAGUUAUCCGCACCUUCCCUCAGCCCCCUCCAAGCUACGUCCUCUCAACCAACCACUAACCCUGGGGGCCGACGACGGAAUGUCCUGGGCAACGAUCCGGUGCGCACAGUUCGAAGUGAAGAAAAUAAAACGCUCGAACGGAUUAAUACACAGCGGUAACAUAUCGUCCGUCGUCAGUUAGUGUUUGAAUAUGGCUGAAAACAUUGCGUUCAGUGACUGGUCGGAAAAGCUCGAGACUGCUGGAACUAAUCAUUGGCUUCCUGCGUACGGGCUCCAGCAACCGCCGGUGGCGAUGGUCGGCAAUGGCCAUCAACAAAACGAUCCCACAUUCGAUUCCGGCGAUCGUACGGACUAUUUCGAUGAUGACAACAAUGAAGACAAUCUUUGUGAUAACGACGACGAAGAUAAUUGGUCAUCGUUCAGUCAAAACAAUUAUAAUGGAAACCUUGUAAGAAGCACAUCUUACAUUUUUCUGGAAACAAUUCUAGAAGAAACUUCAGAUGAUUUACGGACGGAUUCCGAAAGAAGUAGUGAAGAAGAUUUCAUAAAGGAGGAUAACUGGUCAGUAAAAAAUCGCGAUCCGCUUAACUGGUUCAGUUCGAGCAACAAUAAAAAUUCCUCGCACAGGGUGUACAACAACAACGAUCCGGGGGUGCAUGACGACGAAGAUAACGACACUGUGUUCUACAGGGACAACCUGCAAAAUCAUCAUUUGUGGACGGGCGCCGGGCUGCUGACUAACGGAUGCGGCGGCGGCAGUCUGUUGCAGUUCGAGAGCCUGGAAAAACAAUGCGAACAAACGGUGUUCCGGACCACCGCCACCGCCACGCCGUUCAUGUCCAACAGCGCGGAGUCCCUGAACUCUCAGCAUCCCGCAGCGGCGGGGGUGGGCAUCGCGCGUCCACGGAACGGCUGGAAACAGCAGGUGGACGUAGACGACACGUUGGACGAGGAUGAAAAUGCAUUGUGCAGCACGACGUUCUCAAGCUUCGCAGGCGACGGGUCCAGCAGCGCGAAGUCGCUGAGCAAGAGCAUGGAGAGCGUGCACUCGGCCGCGAGCCGGAAGCGGUGUCACCGGGAUGGCAUGAACGACGUGUCCCAGAGUCUCGAGGAUUUGCGGCGAUGCGGGGGUGAAGGGCCGUACGACGCGUCGACAUUGUCGUCGGCAACGGUCGUCCCACCGCCUGCCGGCGGCAUGUACAAAACGGUUGACUGUCUCAUCGAUCCGGCGUACCGGAAAACCGAUGACGACUAUGACGAGACAGACGGUAAAAAACCGGAAGACGUGGUCGUGCAAGAGGUCGGCGGCAAGCAGGUACAGCUGCAGCGAUCGGCGGAGAACUUGAGCGAGGACAGCGGUUUCGGUGAUCAGGUUCCCCGCAGUCACUCGGCGGUACAAACGUACACGCCGAUUGUCGAGGACGAAAACUAUUUUGAGAUGUCGACGAAAAGCAUUGCGGCGGCGGUGGCGGCCGCCGAUACCGCCGCUGUUUCCUCCAACACGAUCGUAUGCUGCGCCAAAGUCGCGGAGAAGGGGUCGACGGACGACGACGACGACGACGACGAGAUGAAAUCUAAAUUUAACGUAGCCUGGCACAGCUAUCCCGAUCUGGGCGAUCGGCCGUCAGUGACUACGGAUUCUCCUACGACCGACGACGACGACGACCAACGCCAUCAUCACCACCUCCACCAUCACCACCGCGACGGUAUGAUGGCGUCCCGUUUGCCCAUGUCAAGCACGCCCAACCUGUGCGCCGACGGUCUGCUGGCGGACGGAGCCUCCGCCGGCGGGGACUAUCUACGCUCCAAGAAAUUGCUAGACUCCACCGUAUCGUUGGACAGAUCGCAUUCGUUGAAGCGCAUACACUAUGAGAGCGAAUCGGCGUUAAGCGCGGCCUCCUCGCGCGGCAGCAAUCUGCUGAUAACCACCAGUUUUGUCAACCUGGCCGCGGCGCAGGCACCCAACAAGGGUGUGCACUUUUGUCCCGUCGUGUCCGAGGUGAACUGGCGCGAGAGCUUCAGCACCAGUACCGCCAGCAGCAGCACGGAUGCGGGAGACGGCGGUAACGAGUCGGAAGGACCCCCGGACACGGAAGAAGAAGACGAAGACGACGAUGACGACUACGAGACGGCGGCUGCGGCCGCGGUCACGGCCGCCUACGACCGGGCCAGCGACGAAGUGGACGAGAACAUUGACACAAUGGUGAUGAAACUGUUGACCGGUUUGCCGUCGGAAACCAGGCGUCCGAGUGUGGCAGAAAAACAACAGCUGCGCGAACGGCUGGACUUCAUUACGGGCGGCUCCCCACCAAUGUCGCAUAGGAUCAUCGCCGCGCCCACCAACACCGGUUCCGCCGCGGUGCAGUCAGUCGGCUACGACACGUGCAGUCGCAGUGCGCAACAGUCGCGUCCAGCCGAAGCCAACCACACACCGACAACGACGUCUUCCAUGUCGUCCGCGACCAAAUCGAAAUCGAUCGGCGGCAAGCUGGGUGGAUUUUUCCAGCGGUUCUCGUUGCGCAGGCUGAGUGGCCGGCGCGGUAAGGACAAGAAGAAACAGCAACGGACCGAGGAUGAGGCCGCGGCGGCCGGCGGUGGAACGAUGACGGUUCAGGCGCCGCCGCCACCACCGGGCAAUUGUAGACCCGACACGCCGCCGCCCCCGCCACCCGUUUCGAGGCGAUCGUCUACGGCCGCGGACAAGGGUAAAAAACCGCCGUUACCCCCGCUACCCCCGUCGACUGACGGGUACGCAACGCGCCGGCGCCUCAUGUACGACGAGAAUCGCGGUGGCCGACUGCCGCCGCCACCGGCAUUGCCGACAGCCGGCAGUCGCGCGUCCCUACAAUCGCGGUCGCCCGCCGCCGCGAUGUCCCGCCCGGAUCAUCAUCGAGCCGGUUUGCUCGAGACCGACUUGGACUCAAAUGUGACCAGAACGUCGUCCUCUUCGCUAAUGAUGGGCGGUGGUGGAUGCAGCCCCAACAAAAAGGCUCGCAGUCUGCUCGACCUGGGUGCGUCGUCGGCCAAAUUGUCUUUGGCGCCCAGUGACUCGACCCGACCAUCCGCCGAUGGGUCGUCUUCGAAUACCACCGAUCACAGGGCCAAGUCCAUGGAAUUUUUGCUGGACAAAGAAAACCAAGCGGCCAUACAGGCUCCAGAAAAUGAACUUCGUAAAGUAAAUGUCAAUGGCGGAGAAAGAAUACUCUCAGAACACGAGUUACGAAUUCAACGUUCUCUACAAAGACUCAAUCUUCCCGAAUGGUAUAAGUCCUGCAAUGUGCCUGCUCAAGGAUUUCUGUUAAAAAGACAUAGCGAUGCAGGUUAUACUACCAGUAUGUCUAGCUUAUCGUCUAACCAAUCACAGUCACCAAAAAUGUAUUCUAAUUACAACAAUACAUUGCUUAGUCCCCAAACACAUGCUGCUACCAAAAAUUUUUCACGUUGGAGUACCAGUCGUUUAAAUGGUUCAAAUUCGAAUAGUACAUCGCCUUGUAGUUCUACGCGAUCAUCAUUUAACUAUAGGCAACCAUAUUUGGGUUGGAGAUCUCAGGAAAAAUUAUCAAAGCCUAGAACACCAGCUGAACGACUUGCUGCUGGAUUACUUGCUCAACAACAACAUGAACCGACAUGUCAAACCAGCUUAUCUGAAGUACAGUCAUCAAUUAAAGAAGUAACUUCAGCCAUAGCCAACUAUGUUUCGUCAUCAACACCAGAUGGCAGUAAAGAAAGGCUUAACGCUGAUUAUCAAGAUACUCCAUCAAGGUGUCCAUCUUUCAGAGGUAGUACAGGUCGUUUAUGUUGGCUGGAAAGUUCAUUUGUAGGUAAUAAACGUCCAAGUUUAACCAGAGAUACACCACAACCAGAAACAAGUACACCACCAUCUCAUAGAAAAGCCACACCUAUUAGACAAACUCAAAAUACUGGCAGUUGGGUCAAUGUUUCAGGUAACAAUAACAACAACGCCGCUGCGACGACGCCGCCGACCAGCGGUGGCGGCUGUGCGUCCGGCUCGAUCCGGUGCCGGUACUCGGAGUGCCAGCGAUCGGCGACCGUGCCCGAGGCGCGGCGCACGUUCAAGAUGUGCCACAACUGCAAUCACGUGUACUGCUCGAAGCGAUGCCGGCGCGCGCACUGGCAACACCAUCGGAAGACGUGCCUGGACCGGCGCACGGCCACGCUGUGCCCGUCCAUCGUGGACGCGGUCAAGGCGAACAGCCGGUGCGCGGAGCGGCUGUCGACGAUCGCGCGCCGCGGUUACCUGACGCACGGCCGCGGCGCGGUCAAGUGCUACUUCUCCGGCAUCGAGCUAGCCGACCGGUUCGUGCGUGGCGGCGCCGGCGACGACGCGGACACGCGGUACGUGCUGUACGUGUCAGUGUGCGUGCAGAGCGAGGUGCCGGGCCCGGGGCCGGUGCAGUGGGAGCGGCACGUUGUGUACAAGUGCGCCAAGAUGCACCUGGACAAGAGCCUGCGCGCGGACGACGCUUGCAACAUCCGUCGCGAUUCCGCCGCCGACUCGACGCAAUGCUGCGCGACCCCGGACACGUUGGUGCUGACCGCGUUGCCAGGGUACGACCGGCGGCGGGACGUGCGCACCGCGCGGCAGGUGUGCUUCGUCAACGUGCAGCGACACCUGCGCCAGAGGGGUGUCGAGCUACGGCUCCAGUUCCCAGACGUGUACCGCAACCUGUGCGAGUACGUGGACGGCGGCGUGGACGUCACGUUCACUCCGGUCACGGUGUACCCUCGCGACAAAGCGUCCGGCAAGACGUUCAUGUGCAUCAUCAUGCCGGACGCGGACCCGGUCAAGUCGAACGUGCUGCCCACCGACCGCGGUGCCAACGUGCAGACCAUCGACGUUGGCCCGCAGGAGUAGUCGUGGGGGUGGAUGCGCCUGACGAGCCGUCGUCCCCCGUGCGUGGUACACCGCGGGGUGGACACACGAUUCCGUACGUUUUGUACCCAAGGUCUUAGCGCCUUCCAUAAGGGAGUGGUUACGUAGGUGUGUAACAAGAGUCCAAAUAUUGGGGGUGCUGAAAUCGCUGAAAAUAAAAUUGAACGGUAUUUCACUGUAAUUACUAUAGAUUAUAUACAUCUGAAAAAAAACAAGACUGCUACAUUUUAACUCAGGGGUUCUAAAGACCCUAUUGCGCCCCCUCUUCUAAAUGCGCCUAUAUGUAUUGUACAACGUACAAUAACAAGAUCAGCCUCCGUCAUGCCUUUAUAAUUUUAUUUUCGUUUUAUAGAAGUUUUCAGUUGAUCGGUAAACAAUUACGAUUUUAUACGAUUCAAACGAGUACUAUUCGAUUCUGUUGACUCGUUUUUAAUUUUUUUAAUUUCGUCAACUAUGACAACGUUUCCCGGAAAAUCGUACGUAAUCGAAGUUUCUUUUUUGGGUGUUAUUUUGACAAUCUGUUGACUGAUCGAAAUCAAACGGAACCGUGCUUUAUCAGGGGUGUACGACCCUCGUAACGAAGGCGGCCGAUGCGAUUGAACAUCGACACUUUUUAAAACGUAUUCGCGGCACAAAUGUAAUGCGCCCGUUUUUUUCGCCGGCCUAACUUGAUCGAUUACCGCAUACAUAAAUGUACACCGAUCAAUUGGUCGUGUUCGGAAGAAAAUUUAAUAAAAAGCAAAACGCGUCCGGGGCAACACGUCACGGAUUCGUGUGGUCGCGUUCGGAUGUUACGCCGCUAUGUUCAUCGUAUUUUAACGCAUAGGUUUAAUCAUAUUACCGUUGUAUACGGGACUAUUUACUAUAAUUACAUGUCCGUUGUUUUUAUUAUUAUUAUUAUUAUUAUUAUAAUAAUCUUUAUUACAUUUAUUUACUGAACGUACACUCGAGUGUAUUCAUUAUCGUAACAAUGCGUUGGCAUCGGAGAUUCAUUUAUAACUCGACCCAUUCCAUUUUUAUACGUGUACGUACGUAUGUAUGCAAGAAAAGAAAAAUAAAAAUUUAUGAUUUAGGACGCGCACAUGGUGGUCGGACGACGGACACUACAAGGUUGUGAAUGGUGACAACUGCAGUGAAACAGGAUCUUGCAGGAAUUUGAGAUUUAUAGUUCCGUUACACGUGGUACAGAUUAAUAACGAAAUCCAUUUUUACACGCAUUUAUACAUUAUUGCUUUUCUUUCAAAGGAUCAUUAUUUAAAAAGGGUUUCCUACCCCCUUCUCCGGGCGCUAAAUGUAUACAUACUCCAUGUCCACCUCGGACACCCGUGACUUUUAAUAAACGGUCGUGUAGGCGUUCAAUGUUUGAUUGUUAUACAAUUAUUCUACGAUCAUUAUGAUUAAGACGAUCUCAAUAACGAUCCAUUUGUAUUGUGGGUGUAAUAUGUACGUUUAGGUUCCGGAACGCUGUUCGGUGCUUACAACAGGCGCGAAAAAUCGUCUACACGUCAAUAUUCGAGCUCACUUGUACGUUUUUACGUGCACAAUGUAAUAUUGAUUUGUUAACCGCGCAUUUUGAACGCAUGUCAAUAAUUAUAGCGUUAGGUUAGGUAUUCAUUAUGAUUAGAUAGAUAAAAUAUAUUACGUCCGGGGCCGUGUUUAGAACACUGGGCUUUUACGAUUGGCGUACUCGAACAAGUUUUAUUCUUUAAUUGUCGUUACCCUAUUUAGUCUGUUGUAACAUUAUAAUCAAAUGCGAUAACGACAAACAAAACGUAUUGAAUUAGGUUUUUACAAAAUUAUAUUCGAUAUAUGUAUUGUAUUGUACGACGCUCGAUUUAAAAUGUAUUUUGUAUGGAUUAUU